UGCCAUGCGUAACAGGUUGUUUAAAAUAGUGCACCACGUUUUGUUUGGUUAUUUAGAAAAUUAUUCAAAAUUAUUUUAAAAUGUAAAGGAAUUUUCUUGUUUAUCAUCCUGAUGAACUUAAUAAUCAAUAAAGCCCAAAUGGACAGAUAUUAUCGCUUAACGACAAUGGUAAUAACAUAUUAAUCUACCAGAAAGAGAGUGUUAUUUGAUAUCAUUCAACAAGGCAGAAGAUAAUUUUGUCUGUUAUCACAUAUUGUAUUGUUUUAUGGUACAGAGGAUCAAAAAGCUUUCGAUAUAUCCACCAUUAGAAUCACAUUAGUGUUAUGGUUAGAGUAGAGAACAUGCCUUAUCAAAUCCAAUACUUCCGAAUACUAUAUUAAACGACUAGGCUAGUGGCUGCUGGAAUUCAAUAAUAAGAAAUACUAACAUGCUGAAGUCUGGCAGAAUCGAUUUGACAAUUAUCAGGAUUAUGUUGAUAUGAGCAUUGAUAACACGAAAUAUUCAUCAGUCAUGACGCUGCUGACAAAAGUUCUAGUCUUACAAGGUCUCUUUACACUGACGAAAGCAAAUUUGGAACUUCUCUGGCCAUUUGACAGUAAAGCAUAUGCCCGUGAGGUGAACAUAAAUAGCCCAACUCAAGAUGAUUCUGCAGGGUGUGAUAUGACAUUUACUAACAUAAAGCCUUCUGGAUUUCCCGUCCAAAGCACGGCAUUUGACGGAAGCUCUCAUUACGAUAUAAGAAUUGAAGGGGUAGCUGUGAAUGACUUUUCUUUAUCUUUCUGGUUAAAUACAGCAAAACAGCAUGGAGCCUUAUUUCAUUAUAAACCUGAUGAUCCAAACACUGAUUUGAAGGAUAUUAAAUUGUGGCUUGAUACUAAACAAAUCCACUUUGCAAGGGUGUUACAAAGUAAAACCGAAACAGAAAUUUGUGGGUCAAGUGCGUCGCAAGACACGUGGUACUACAUUUCUUAUGGAAUAGAUAAAGUAACUGGGAAAAUGUGGAUGUACAUGGGUACCAGUAAAGUGUAUGAUAAGGAUGAAUCUUAUAAAGACAAUGUGAUUUUCCCUGUACCGGGCACUCUUCGGGUUGGUGGAAUGUUUGAUAACUCUGCAGGAAAUUAUGAAGGUUCCAUUACAUGUAUUGGCUUUCACAGUGAUUCGGAACCAAGUAGUUCCUUAACAAAAACGCCAUGUACUUCAUCGUCACGGAGUACAUUCACACCGUCAUGUAGUAGUAGCAUACGAGGGAACUAUGGUGGAUCAAAGGGACAAUUUCUCCUUUAUUCGGGGUCGAUCAAUGCCCUUGAAGAAAUAUUUAGUGUAAACACGUGCGGUGUGGUAGCAUGUGGGUCCAUGUGUUUAAAACAUGGGGAGUGUCUCUACAUUCAGUAUGACAAAUUAACACCAGAAUGCACAAGAUGUUAUCUAUUUAAAGUUGGUACUGGGAAUGCUAUAUCAGCUAAUGGACUUUUCUAUCAGUUAUCAUUUUUUGUGUGACAAGUAUAUAACAUUAGGCGAAACAAUACUUUUAAUCUGAAUGUAAGUGCUUCGAACAAUUAGUAUGUCCUUUGGAAGUGCUUGAAGUUAAAAUGGCUUAAACUGACAUUGUGGCAAUAAGUUUGCAUGCUAUAAAAUAUUUUAUAAUUAAUUGUAUAUAAGGAAAAAAACCCGUUGUAAGUUAUAUUAACUUCAAGUUGUAUGCCUAAAUUUGCUUAAGAUUUACUUGAUUAAUAUUGUUUUCAUACAAAAGUUGGCCUCGAGCUUACUUUUGAAAUAUGUUUAUAUUACACAAAAUCAAAUAUCCUUUCAAUUCAUAUUAAAAGAGUACGUAUUCUGUGUCCAUGUGUUUAUAAUAGUUCUUUUAAAAAAUGCAUGGAAAAAGGAUCUGCUUUUAAAUUAGAUUGUCUGUAAAUAUUUUUGGAAUUACAUAGCGAAAUAACUAUGUCUAUAUUCUGGUCAUAGACGAAAACUUUGUCGCAGUUUCUUUUUUAAUAUGUUAUGAUACUCUAAGUUUUUGUCAAAUUAUUAUAUUAUUCCUUCAGUAACAAAAUGUGUCCAUGAUUUUGGUUUGUCUGCUUUGUGCAUUGUUCCAUCUAUGUGUUUUCAUUUGUGUACCCUUUUCUAUUCCACUUUGAACAAUUUUGUAGGAAUAAAAAGAUCGAAGAUUUUGGGUUUAAUCUUAAAAGGAUGCAAUCUAAUGACAAAACAAAAUAAUAUUCCUUUUAAAAAUCAGGAGUAAAUUAUAGACGGGAAUCUAUACAUAAGGAGUCUGAAAAGUUUUGUAAGUGGUAGUAGUGAUAUUUGUUAGAGCGCCAAAGCCUAUCGAGACACUUUCAAGAUAAAAAGAUAUUGCAGAUUUUUCAAUACGUGAAGAUAUAUAUUUUUUUAAUGGUAAGAAGUCUUUGCUAAAUUAUUUGUUUCAUAUAUGAAAUUUACAUUGUCUUAGGACACGAAUGCCACAUCUCAAUAACCUGACUCACUACCCAAAUUUGAAGACGGUAUGAGUGUUGUGGUUAUAAGCUUUGUUUAUGAUUUUCAUAAAAUCUACAUGAGGUGAACUAAAGUAAAAGUGCAGAAACGAAAAUUGGACAGAGA
Messenger RNA from Mytilus trossulus (common blue mussel), 2595 nucleotides. RefSeq lists its product as uncharacterized. The record is from RefSeq and is a predicted model, not a curated record. The transcript has 3 exons. Lineage: Eukaryota; Metazoa; Mollusca; Bivalvia; Mytilida; Mytilidae. Bases 478 to 1497 code for a protein of 339 amino acids.